CAGACAACCGGAAAUUAAGACCUUCACUGGAGGGUUAAUAUAUGAUGAUGCCACGUACGAGUCUUGUAGGUAGAAUGGCCUGCGAAUUCAAGAGGAUAAUCAGAAUAGUUAUAAAAGUGGUGAUCCAGGCCAGUGAAACCAGGCGAAACCCAGGUACCUAAAAGUAGAAUGACAGUUGCCUUCGGGAUCGUAUAGCGAUCAUUGCCGUGCCAACAACCCGGAAUGCAUGUCAAACCCCUGCAGCGAGACAUCUUAAAAAUUUCAGGGUGAAAAUCCAUCACAGAGGGAAGCGGCAAUCUCAAGACCUUCCUGGCAUGACUGGAGUUUGGUGACAAUUUAUGACAGCUCCCACGCCUGCUACUCCUGAGCUCAUACUCCGAUAUUUUCGUUGCUCCCCUAUUGUCCAUAAUUAUAGCACCCCGUUUCCCAGGGCAAGGAGGGAACCUUCACAAGACGAUGGUGCCAUCCAUUCUCACAAGCCCAACGUCCAGAAAAUCAGAAGAUGAGACCAAACUUGCACCUUCAUCACCGCAGUCGAUCAGAGAAAUCGAAACCAAGACCGCCGCCCUCCCUUUUGUCCCUGAAACAGAGCCCAUCCGCUCUCCUAUCCGCUCUCCCAUCCGGCAAGACGAUGACUACGACCCAUUUGCCGGGGCAAAGCCGUGCUCUCCAUUCUAUCGCCAUGCUACGUUGUUACAUAAAGUUGACCGACUGACAAUCCAACCGAAACGGUCGCGGAGCGUGGAGGAAAACCCGACCGACAACGAGGAGAGUCGGGUGCUAUGGCGGCGCCUGGAUGACGAUGAAGCACCGGACCAGCGAGGGCGAGGGCCAAAACUUUGGGUUCAGGAGAAGAGGCGAUGCGACUGCAUGCAGGGCCUCACCAAGAAACAACGACUACUAGUCAAGGUGGCCGUGGCCGUGAUUACUGUAGGAAGCAUGGUGGCUAUUGCAGUAGGGAUUACCGCAGCCGUGGGAGGGGGCGUGUGGAAACCUGAUCACCAGCAAAAGGCUUUUGGAGGAUAGACUACGGUGAGCCAGAGGCUUUUGAAUGGGCGAUUUUUUCUUCUUCUCUAACGCCCGUGAAGGUGACCAGGCUUCGACAGUCAUGCAUAGAAGAUACAGCUGGGCGAAGUGUGGCGGUUUUGUAUGUAUUUUGGAUUCUUGUCGACCAUAUUGUAUAAUAGGAUUUGGUGUUUAUCAGGCAGGGAGGCACUCGUGUUUUUUUUUUUUUUUUUUUUUUUUU
This is a messenger RNA of Aspergillus ochraceoroseus IBT 24754, 1246 nucleotides long. RefSeq lists its product as uncharacterized. The transcript has a single exon. The record is from RefSeq and is a predicted model, not a curated record. Bases 457 to 1026 code for a protein of 189 amino acids. Lineage: Eukaryota; Fungi; Ascomycota; Eurotiomycetes; Eurotiales; Aspergillaceae.